Molecule: messenger RNA, 1425 nt
Organism: Ambispora gerdemannii
Lineage: Eukaryota; Fungi; Glomeromycota; Glomeromycetes; Archaeosporales; Ambisporaceae
Source: the annotation of a GenBank genome assembly
AUGAAUGUCUCUAGCAGUAGCCGAAAUGGUCUUGCGUUAAAAAAAAAGCUAAUAAACCCAGCGCCUUCGCGCAAGGAGCACCAGCCACCGCCGCAACAACAACAAUUAAAACCAGAGGAACCACAAAAGCCAACACCACAAAUAUCAAAUGAAGAAAUUAACGUGCAAUUACUGGAAAAUCAAAAUUGUAGUCCUUAUAGAUACAUGCACGAAAAAUUGACUGAUAGAAUGCAAGGUGCACUCGAUGAACAAAUUGAGUACUUUAUCAAGUUGUUUAAAAAGUGUUAUAGUGAUAAAGAAAUUUUCGAUCCUUCUCGCCCGAAUCAGGAGCCGAUAACAACGGUAGGAAGAGUUUGUUGCGAUUCCGAAGGAAAAUUGAACACAGGAUCUAUAGUGUUGGAGACUUCACAAAGUUUGGGUAGAAGACGUCGCGUUAGAUUGUCACUUCGAGAAGUACAAUCUUUUUCUUUAUUUCCGGGACAGAUCAUUGCAGUGGAUGGAAUUAAUAUUACUGGCAACGUUCUCGACGUAAGCAAAAUAUACAAGCUACCUUUAUUACCAAUGCCUGUUACAUCAACUGCUGAAAUCAUGUCUUAUAAUUACGGGAAAGCAAGAUUAAAUGGCGAAGAAAUGACUGUCAUUGUAGCGGCUGGACCAUUUACAACGGAAAGUAAUCUCAAUUUUGAGCCAUUCGCGCAAUUAAUGGAAAAUAUGAAAUCGAUCAGGCCUGAUGUCUUAAUAUUGAUGGGUCCUUUUAUUGAAACUGAUCAUACAUUGAUUAAAUCUGGCGAAAUUGAUUAUACUUUGGAAAAUAUUUUUUCAAGGUUUAUCUCGUAUCCUAUAAGACAUUUUAUUAAAUCAUCGCCCGCCUCACAAAUCAUCAUGAUCCCAAGUGUCAAAGAUAUUACACAUUAUGAUACUGUCUUUCCACAGCCACCAUUUGAGCAGGCUUCUAUUAAUAGUCUCGGACUUCCUCAGGGAGUUAUUUUUUACCCUAAUCCGGCGCAAUUUCGAGUUAAUGAAAUUGUAUUUGGUGUCGGCGCAAAUGAGAUAAUAAGUCAUUUAAGUGGGGCAGAAUGUCAAAGAAAUAUAACAACGGAAAGAAUGAUUCAAUUGUGUCGACAUGUGCUGGAGCAACAAAGUUUCUAUCCAAUAUUUCCACCAUAUGGCGGCGUCAAUUUGAGUCUUACACAUAGCGAUAGAUUAAAAUUAGAAAUUUUGCCGGAUGUUCUCAUCUUGCCAUCCCGUCAUUUACAAUAUUUUGUAAAGGUAGUUGAAGGGGUAUUAUGUAUAAAUCCUGCCUCAUUGGCAAAAAACACAUUCGUAAAGAUGACGGUUAAGCCAAUAAACAGAGACGGUGCGAAAAAUGAGCAAGUACAACAUCAAAUAAAAGAAAGGACUAAAGUAGAAAUAAUCAAAAUUUGA